Messenger RNA from Dermacentor andersoni, 764 nucleotides. RefSeq lists its product as uncharacterized. The record is from RefSeq and is a predicted model, not a curated record. Lineage: Eukaryota; Metazoa; Arthropoda; Arachnida; Ixodida; Ixodidae.
UGUGCACGCUUCAGCAUGUCGAUAGCCGACGCUCUGCGAGCCGUAGAAGACGACGAGGAAGGCACCGGCGCCUGCUGGCGCGGCUCUGAUCGCGGCCAACCCGAUGGAGGCGGACUCAUCCGGCGUCGGCGGCGGCGGCCAUCAGCGGACUUCAUGCGCCGGGCGGCGCCCUGGCUGGGCCUGGGCACCGUGCAGGGCGCCGCCCCGGAACGGGGCACCCUGCCGCCGCUAGAUGCCGCGGACCGCGACCUGCUCACUCCCUUGGUCGUGGUCAUCGUGUUCACGGUGUUCCUGAUUGGAUUCGCCCAAGGCGCCGACGAACUGUUCCAGGACAUGGGCCUGGAGGCUUACUAUGCGGACGAAGACCGAUACAUGACCCGGACUGUCAUGGCUCCAGGAUUAUCGAGAGAGCACCUGGAACUGAGCAGCCAGGGAUCAUCGCUUGGAAGAGCGGACGUGGACGAGCCGGGAAGUGCGGUCACUUCGUCGUCGUCGUCGCCAGCGCAGACGAGCUUUGACCGCCGCCACCAGCGCCGCUCUAGCGGCCCCCGUCGUCGGAGGCGCGACACACUCAGCACGCAUGCCGUCCGCAGCAUCGCUGAUCGGCACAAGCCCAAAAACGUGCCGAAGCCUCUCAACAAGCCGGACACGCCGGGCUGAGGAGCAAGACGCGGCUUUCUUUUUUUUUUCCUCAAGGACACUCUCUCACAACGUACAGAGCUUAUCGAAAGGAAAUAAAAUUUCGCGACCCAGGCACAACGACA